UUCCCUCCCAGGCUCACCCCGCCGCCUCUCCUAGACAAGGGCCGGAGGGAGAGCAGAGUACCCCGCAGCAGGAGCCUCCCUUCUGGGAUCCCCUCUUCCUCAUGAAGCGACAGAAGGAAGAUGGUCCGUCGCGAUUUUCCUGCGGGAGACCGUAGCUGGCCCGCGCGAGUGGGCGUGGGGGACCGAGGUGGAGCUGGGUGAAGGUCCAAGGAACCCCUGACCUGGUGGGCGUGACCUCAGCUCUGCAGACCGUGCGGCGCUAGGCGGGGAACCGGGAUGGAGAGUAGGUGCUACGGCUGCGCUGUCAAGUUCACCCUCUUCAAGAAGGAGAAUGGCUGUAAGAAUUGUGGCCGGGCCUUCUGUUCCAGCUGCCUUAACUUCAGUGCAGCAGUGCCUCGGGCUGGGAACACCCAACAGAAAGUCUGCAAGCAGUGCCACGAGGUCCUGACCAGAGGGCCUGCUCCUGCCAACGCCUCCAAGUGGUCACCACCUCAGAACUAUAAAAAGCGUGUGGCAGCCUUGGAAGCCAAGAAGAAGCCCAGUGCCCCCCAGAACCAGGGACUGACCCAACAAGACCAAGUCAUCGCUGAGCGCCUAGCACGGCUCCGCCAGGAGAACAAGCCCAAGGCAGUGCCCUCACAGGCAGAGAUAGAAGCCAGGCUAGCCGCACUGAGGGCUGAACCCCAGGGUUCCAUCCCUUCCACCCAGGAGAUAGAGGCACGGCUUGCUGCACUGCAGGGCAGAGUUCUGCCUUCUCAGACCCCCCAGCUGGUGCAUCAGCCAUCAGGUACCAAGACCCAGACCCAGCAGGUACAGGAUCUGCUGGCACAGCUCACAGCGGAAGCAGCUAUAGAUGAGAACCUGGAACAAGGAAGCCCAGCUGCCUCUAUCCAGAAUGACCUGAACCAGGGUGGACCAGGGGGCCAGAGUGCUAAUUCCAAGGGGCGGACCACCUGGUCCCUGGAUGGAGAGAAGAGCAGGCUGCUGGCUGAAGCAGCAGUCGAGCUGCGGGAGGAGAACACAAGGCAGGAGCGGAUCCUGGCCCUUGCCAAGCGCCUGGCCGUGCUUCGGGGACAGGACCCUGACAGAGUGACCCUUCAGGACUAUCACCUUCCAAACAGUGAUGAUGAGGAGGAUGAGGAGACAGCCAUCCAGAGAGUCCUGCAACAGCUCACUGAAGAAGCUGCCCUGGAUGAGGCAAGUGGCUUUAACAUCCCUGCAGAGCCAAUGCUCCAGCCCCGGGCCAAAUCCUGCAGGGCAGAGCCUAAGGCCCAGGCUAUGGCCCCCAGGCCAGAAGCUGAAGAAAAGGAGCUCCCCUGGUGCUGCAUCUGCAAUGAGGAUGCCGCCCUGCGCUGCGCUGGCUGUGAUGGAGACCUCUACUGUGUCCGCUGCUUCCGGGAAGGCCAUGAUGCCUUUGAACUUAAAGAGCAUCAGACAUCUGCUUACUGCCCCCCACAUGCAGACCAAGAGCACUGAGGAAAACCUGGUCCUCCCGGGAAUGCAGCCCUACAGGCAGUCACAUAGGCUGGGGCACCUACCUCUGGGCCCAGCCUCCAGGCAUCUGAUGGGCGAGCAUGUCAAGCUAGACUGCUCGUGGGUGUACCCUUUCCUAAGCCUCGGUGUCCCUGGAAGAAGGAAAGAUUCUCUUUUGAAGAUGAUGAAUGGAAGAGCCAGAAGGAAGACAGAAGUUGGGAGCCCUCCGUCAGCACAGCCUGGACUGGCAAGACCAAGAUUGAAUCUAAGGAUGAGCCUUGAAACCUGCUCAAGGGCCCUAGCACUUAGUGUAUCAAAUAAAGUAUGUUGAUUCCUUGGGCCCAGCAUCUUUUACCUCUAGAACACUGUGGGUACUGAGCCUGGGCCCUUGGAGAGGUAGCAAAGGCAGAGUAGGAGUCCAGUCCAAUGGAGUGAGGGAAAGGAUCGAGCCCUCAUGUAAGAUUCUUCAGUCAGGAACAGUACCACUCAUCUUGGAGGCCUCAAAGGCAGUAGGCAUGAAUAUUUGUUCAACGGAACUGAACUAUGUGUCCUGCUCUGGGCAGCCCAACUUAGCCCCAGGCCCCGCCAUCAUGGGUUCUGUCUCUCUAGUACUCAGACACUGCGCAUAAACUGGGUGUAUGCCCUGCUUCCUACCUUACUCCCAAAGGACACCACCUUCCAGGGCUCCUGUCCCAACCUGCCUGCCUUUCUGACUCAGUGUCUGUUUCUGGCAACUCCCUCCUGACCUGACCCCUGGCCUCGUACCCUGUACCCUUUGCACCUCUCUGCUUAGCCCUUGCUUUUUCUCUUCCUCUGGCUGGAACCAGCUCAAGAAAGAAUCCUCAGCCUGAGGCCUCCUGCACCAUUUAGCGGGGAGCAGGGUUUAGCCUUCCCUCAUGCCCCUGACCCAGCUAGCUUUUUCCUGUUCCCU
This is a messenger RNA of Molossus molossus (Pallas's mastiff bat), 2404 nucleotides long. It is a transcript of the gene ZFYVE19, whose product is annotated as zinc finger FYVE-type containing 19. Gene Ontology annotation, cellular component: cleavage furrow; midbody; centrosome. The coding region runs from base 277 to 1476 and encodes 399 amino acids. Gene Ontology annotation, biological process: mitotic cytokinesis checkpoint signaling; abscission. The record is from RefSeq and is a predicted model, not a curated record. Lineage: Eukaryota; Metazoa; Chordata; Mammalia; Chiroptera; Molossidae. The transcript is spliced from 12 exons. Gene Ontology annotation, molecular function: phosphatidylinositol-3-phosphate binding; metal ion binding.